UGUUUUCACCAGUUUUGAUUUUGUAUUGUGGAUUCCCUAACUGACAUUUUAUUACACGUGGUAGACAAUAAUACAUUGAUUAAAAAAAUUAUGAUGCAAACCGGAAUUGUUAUAAUGAAUGCGUACGUCAAAGUUCCAAUCUUAUCUGUCUUAAGAAUAUAUUUCAACAAACACCAUUAUAUAACUCAAAGACGUUACCACCAUAGUCUAAUACAAGAAGCGAAUAAAAAGACCAUUGGCAUCAUUGGAUGUGGGGCAUCUGGUUUGGCGGCUCUGAAAAAUUUUGCAGCCGAAGAUUCACUGUUCAAAUGUGUUGCGUUUGAACAGACUGCCAGCAUAGGAGGUACAUGGGUCUAUACAGACGAUAUCGACCGAGAUCAAUAUGGCUUACCAGUUCACUCCAGCAUGUACAAAAGUUUGAGGUCAAAUUUGCCAAAAGAAAUAAUGGAGUUAAGUGGAUUUCCGCAUACAGGUGUUGGGGAUGCUUGCUAUUUUCCAGCUGCAUACAUACAGAAAUAUCUGAACGAUUUUACUGAUCAUUUUAAUUUAAGACCACAUAUUAAGUUUAAUCAUCAUGUCGAAAAAGUAAGACCUAUCAAUGAUAGCCAAUGGGAAGUAAAUGUUCUUGAUUUAAAACAGCAGAGUAAAGAAACCUUCAUCUUUGAUGCAUUGUUGAUAUGUGUUGGUAACUAUAGCAAUCCUGCUAUCCCAGAUGUUAAGGGUUCCAACAUAUUUAGUGGAAAAAUCAUGCAUAGUCAUAGCUAUAGAGAUGCAGAUAUAUUUAAAGGAAACUCAGUAUUAGUUAUAGGCUGUGGUGCAUCUGGCUUAGAUAUAUCAUUUGGCGCAUCAAAAGUAGCGGAUAAGGUUUUCUUGAGUCAUCAUAAUCCUCGAUUAAUGAAAUUGAAAAUUCCAUCUAAUUAUUUUCACAAGACUGAUGUUAAAGAAAUUGUUGAAGAUGGUGUAAUUUUUGAAGAUGGUUCUUAUGAAAAAAUUGAUACUAUAGUAUACUGUACAGGAUAUACAUAUAAAUAUCCAUUUUUAAGUAGUGAAUGUGGAAUAAAUGUUGAAAAUAAUGUUAUUAAAAAUCUUUUUAAACAUAUGAUUAAUAUUGAAUAUCCAACGAUGGGGUUUAUUGGUGUACCUAGGAACACUACAGGAUUUUACUUAUUUGAUUUUCAGUCUAAAAUUUUUAAGAAGAUUUUAGAAGGUGGUGUGAAACUGCCUAAUAAAAAAGAAAUGCUUCAAGAUACUUAUGAUGAAAUCGAGGCUCGAUUGGCUAGUGGUCAGAGAUUAAAGGAUCUUCAUGCAUUAGGUAAAACGAAGUGGGCAAUGCAUUAUUAUACUUCUGUUUCAAAAUUUGCCGGAGUAGAACACCCACCACCAGUGUUAUUACAAAUAUAUUUUGAUGGUCUUGAAAGGCUUUCAGAAGAUUUUUUGAACUUCAGAGGUGAUAAAUACCAAAUUAUUGAUAAAGAACAUUAUAAGGUACAAUAUUUUGACCAAAAUGAAUCAAUUAUCAAGAAACAAAUUUUGUAUUCUUUUUAAUACAAUUAUAACUUC
Molecule: messenger RNA, 1560 nt
Organism: Melanaphis sacchari
Lineage: Eukaryota; Metazoa; Arthropoda; Insecta; Hemiptera; Aphididae
Product: senecionine N-oxygenase-like
Exons: 9
Coding region: 91-1545 (484 amino acids)
Molecular function (GO): NADP binding; N,N-dimethylaniline monooxygenase activity; flavin adenine dinucleotide binding
Source: RefSeq, a predicted model, not a curated record